This is a messenger RNA of Trichosurus vulpecula (common brushtail), 7481 nucleotides long. RefSeq names its product heart development protein with EGF like domains 1 (gene HEG1). The record is from RefSeq and is a predicted model, not a curated record. Lineage: Eukaryota; Metazoa; Chordata; Mammalia; Diprotodontia; Phalangeridae. Gene Ontology annotation, biological process: heart development. Gene Ontology annotation, molecular function: calcium ion binding. Bases 1 to 4458 code for a protein of 1485 amino acids. The transcript has 18 exons.
AUGGCCACGCCGUGCGCUCUGCUCUGGCCGCGGCUGCCUCCACUUCUGCUGCUGCUGCCGCUGCUCGGGGUCUCCCAGACUCGGGGCUCACCGCCCUUGCUGGUGCCCACCGCCUCACUCCGGGGCCAGCUAAGCGGAGCUCCCCUCCCAGCCGCCGAGCUGGAGCCCGAGCCGGAGCCAGGCCCCCCUCUCGGGCUUCCGCCGCCUCGGCUGCCUGCGCCCUGGGAGCGGGAGAACAGCACCGGGGCCCCAGCGUCCCCUGGCCCCGAGGACCCUCCUCCCCGCCGGGGGGUUGCGACGCCGCGGGCAGCGCCUCUCCGAGCCCCCGGGGGUCGGAGCGCGAUCACGGCUGCCGUGAAAAGUCACAAGCCAGAUAAAAGUUCUGAGCUCCAAAGAGAAAAUUUCACAACUCCUUCUCUCAAUUACAAAAACAUUUCGACUGUGGUCCUUGAAGGUCUUGAGACAUUUCAGAAUUCCAGCAACAACAGGACCACACUGGAUGCCCCGGGAAGCGUCACUGUAGCAUUCGAAACAUCAAAAUCCAGAGGGAGUACCACCAGUAGGAUGAGUGAUACUCCAUCGCUUGGGCAUUCUUCAGAGAUACCCUCUGUCCCGUCCUCUCGGAAAAACCCCUCAGCCCUGGAAAGCUUCCAUCAGGCAUCGAGCAGUUUAGAGUCAGAAGGAAGGACUGCCACCAUCUCAGACUUCCUAACAAGGGGAAAAGAGAGGACAUUCAGGUCUUUAACCAAUAUCACUCCGUCCACGGAAGCUGGAGAAGGAGCUAUUCCUUCUACAGAAACAUCCACUCCUUCCAGUUUGAUGCAUCCUUUGACUUCUGCAUUGGAGACUGAAGGACCAAAAAUCUUCUCUCCUGGGAGAAAUCACACAAAACAGCCAUGGCCACAUUUCUCCAGGACAUCAACUCACCCAUCUCCUUCAACCAAGUCUUCAUCCCCUGAAACUAGGACAGAAUCAAGGAACUCAACUACUUCAAAUACUUUGGCCAGUCAGACAGACAGGACAGACAUUUCUACCACAUUCAUCCAAGAUGCCUCAAGGACUCUUCAGUCUUCAACUAAUACAAGUUGGUUGGUAAAUGGAACAGAAGGCUCAACGAAGCAUUCUGGAAUGGCCAGCUCUUCAGCGUCGACCCAUGCCUCAUCUUCCUUAGGGGAGGCCAGAAGAAAAAGUCCAGUGACAAGGCAUCCGAGUGAUGCAAAAUCCAUAGAGCCCUCAACAGAUGACAGUUUGGGACACCCUUCUUCCGGGACCUCCACUCUGUCUUUACAAAAUGAUUCCUCAAUCUUUGAAGGAGACCAUCAGCUGCCCGUUACUGAUGCCGAUGCUGGGGAUGACAAUUCUAGGACUCAGACCGAGGCUGGGUUCAAUUUUGAGACUUUCACCAGAGGUGGGAAGGACGCGUCCCAUUGGUUCAUGACCAACCAAAGAGCUUCUGUGUAUGUGAACGAAAACUCUACUUUGUAUCCUGAGAUGGUGAACCCUUUAGUCCUGACCCAGCUCUCCAAGCAGUGGGCAGGAAGUCGUACAGAUCCAGAUGAUACGCAUCUCCUUGAGCCUUCUACAGGAUCAUCAGCAUCUUCCUCAGAGAUGUUGGACUCUUCGUCACAGAGUCAUCCUUUAUACACUGAAGGGAGCCACGAGCUGGGGAGAAGGUCAGGUUCAGAAGAAAGCACUUCCAGUUUUCUUCAUCCCAGUCCAGACAUCUCAGCUACUUCAUCUAGAAAUGGAGAGAGGACGUUGCGAUCUCUUACCAAUAGCAGCCUGCCUUCUGGUGGAGGGGAGCACUCCACAGUGCUCAUCCGUGGCACCGAGGGCACCAUUCCUCACCUGGGAGUCACAGACACCACAGGCUCGCUCUCAGCUUCAUCAGACCCAUUGCAGACCCAAGACGCUACUGGAAGUAACCAUGGACCAAUGGGCAGCACACAUGUAGGAAAAAGGACACCCAGCUACCAUACAGACAGCACCUAUAUUUCAUCAACCUCCACCAAAGUAAAAGACAGGACACUGUUGUCUAUUACAAAUAACAGCACAUCUCCAGACACCAUUGAGACCUCGACCGCACACAACAGAACUUCUAGCUCCUCAGCUUUGGAACAGGCUUCUUCUUCUUCUCUUCCCAAAGGAAACAACAUCUCAUCAAGUGAAGGGGAAUUUGUCCUUCCUUCCACUGAGCCAUUGGUUGUGAGUUCUUCUGAUUUACCAGCAUACACGUCUACGGUCAGUGUUCCCCCCAACACAUUGCUACUUCAAGCCUCUGAAUCUGUGUCCGCUGAUCACUCCUCUUCAUCUUCGUCAUUGUCACCUUUGCCAUCCCCCUCAGUGUCACAGCUAAGUCAACCAUUUUCCUCAACCCCAUGGCCAACACUGGCUUCUUCCCCACUCUUGUCUUCCGUGGCUGAAUCCUCCGAGACCAUGUCGUCCUCACUGCCUCCUUUAUCAACCCACUUGAUAGAAACCACCCCAUCCCCGAUGAUAUUCCAACAGUCGUCUUUACCGCACUUGUCUUCUACCUCAGUCCUCCCCAGUGAUGAUCCUUGGGCAAGAGAGUCCUCUGUAACUUCGACUGAUACGCUGACAGAUUUAUUCACUACUGUGGUUCACAGUAGCCCAUCAGCAGAUCAGAAGAAUCAGAGUGUCCCCUACCAGGAGCAAACUAGUAUGGGGUCAAAGUCACCACCUCCAAAUCUUCCACCCACAGAAUCAACAGAAGUGCUAAAUAAUACUUCUACAGCCAAGGUCCCUUUACCUCCAGUCCCAACAGAGUCCUUCAGAGAGCUAACCCUCCCAGCUACCAGCACCACUUCAGCCCAACCAUUACCAGUUAUGACAACCACAACUCAUGCAACCACUCAGCCUUCAACAAUUUCGACUGAUCUCCCACCUCCAAUAAGUGUUAUUACGACCGUGAAAACAACAACAGAGAAGACCAUUUUGCCCAUUAGACCCAAGAAUAUGACGUCUCAGAGAACCACCGACAGUCCUGCCACCACUGAAGCUAGCAGAGUUGAGACCAGGGCCACCACCAAAUCGAUCCCCACCACUGGUAUAUUCACACCUGUGCAUGAACUGAGCUCGAGGGGAGGAACUCAAGAAGAGGCCACUCCCACUGCCCAUUUUCACAUGGUAUCAUCUCUUUCCCCACAAACUACAAAGGCUUCUACUCCUACACCGUUGACUCUUAAGCCAACCACUGUAGUCCCACUGAGCAGCGUGAGACCAGUGAUGACAUCGCCCUCAACAUCAGUCAACAGAUGUGUUGCAAACCCUUGUCUUCAUGAUGGGAAAUGCUUUGUGGAUUCUACUGCUCGUGGAUAUCGGUGUGUCUGUACCCCUUCGUGGCAAGGCGAUGACUGCAGUGUGGAUGUGAAUGAAUGCCUGUCGAACCCCUGCCCACCUCUGGCCAUAUGCAACAACACCCAGGGAUCCUUUGUCUGCAGAUGUCCUGUUGGGCACCAAUUAGAAAAAGGAAUCUGUAACUUGGUUAGAACAUUUGUGACAGAAACUAAGUUAAGAAAAACUUUUGCGAAUGCUACUGUUGAAAAGCAUUCAGAACUGCGUCAAGUUGAGGACGAGAUCAUCAAAAUGCUAAACAUAUCUCUUUCGACAUUACCUGGUUAUGCCAGAUCCACCGUCCAAGCCGUCAGGGAUUCUGGCACUGUGGUCGUCUCGCUGCAGACCACCUUCUCCUUGGCAUCAAAUGUGACGGUGUUUGAUUUGGCAGAGAGGGUACAGAAAUACACCAGCACCUGCACAUCCCCAGUGGAGACCUGCCAAUUCUUGAAGUCUCUGGGAAGGCUCUUUAGAGCUGGUAGUUUAUGUAAAAAGAAAAGUCCAGAAUGUGAUAAAGAGACCUCUAUCUGCACUGAUUUGGAAGGUGUCGCCCUAUGUCAAUGCAAGGCUGGGUACUUCCAGUUUAACAAGAUGGAUCAUUCCUGCCGAGCUUGUGAAGAUGGAUACAGACUUGAAAAUGAAACCUGCAUGAGUUGUCCAUUUGGUCUCGGUGGUCUCAACUGUGGAAACCCUUAUCAGCUUAUCACUGUGGUGAUUGCAGCUGCUGGAGGCGGCCUCCUUCUCAUCCUAGGAAUCGCCCUGAUUGUUACCUGCUGCCGAAAGAAUAAAAAUGACAUAAGCAAACUCAUCUUCAAAAGUGGUGAUUUCCAAAUGUCCCCAUACGCUGAGUACCCCAAGAACCCUCGAUCACAGGAAUGGGGCCGAGAGGCCAUCGAGAUGCAUGAAAACGGCAGUACUAAGAAUCUCCUCCAGAUGACUGAUGUCUAUUACUCUCCUACAAAUGUCAGGAACCCAGAACUUGAACGAAAUGGCCUCUACCCUACCUACACUGGCUUGCCAGGAUCUCGGCAUUCUUGCAUCUUUCCCGGACAGUAUAACCCUUCUUUCAUCAGUGAUGAAAGCCGGAGAAGAGACUACUUUUAACAGCAUGGGACAGUGCACAGCCACUGUCAUUCUGUGUUAUUUACACAUGAAUUCUAUCUACUCAAGGAACGGAACCAGGAAGACCCCUCCCUCCCCCGCUGGAAUGCUUGCUGCUUCACAGACCAUUCAGAGCUGAAGGUUACACGGCAGGCAGACAAGGGAUGGGACAGAAGAUUUAAAGAUGGCGAAGACUGAAAAGAGUUGCUCAGUUACAGGCUGCUCAUUCUUUACUCUUCAGUGUUCGUAUGUGUUACUGUGAAACGUGGUAAUUGGUCAGUAAGAAUAGAUUUGCUUUUGAGUGACAUGUCAUGGAUGCUACCACUAGGGAGGAGUGUAGUUGUUUGGUGCCAUUUCAGAGACCCACUUUAGCUCACUUUAGGCUUUAGUGAUUUGGGUUUGUUUGUUUGUUUUUUAAAUACACUUUACCAAGCUCAACUUGAGACUGCUCCAGAAUGGAAUCCUGGCUACUUUGGACAGCUCCUUUGGAUAUUGUUAUUGGAUGGCCAUGUUGCAGCAAAGCAUUGACUGUUUUGAACUUAUUUAUCUCCAUAAUUAGUCUUCCUCAGUGCCUAUGUGCUGAACAAUGAGUGUGUUCUGAUCACACUCAGUAAAUGCCCUGAGGCACUAGAGAAAUUUUGGUGUAAUGUAUAGUCUUCUAAUAUGCUUCUAGAUCUUAUUCCGUAGUUUCGAGCCAAGCAGAAGAUGAGCUGUGAGCCCAGGAUUUACUGUAUCACAGAAGGUGACAGGAAGUGAGGUUGUGAAGUGCCACAAAUUGUUAGAUGAAACAUUAGAGUUGUUCCCCCAGUACAUUUUUUAUCAUAGCAAUGUCCCUUUUCAAAAAAUGAUUCCCUCUUUAUUGAGUUUAAGAAUUGCUUUCAACAAACUGGGAUCAAGGCAAUAUCUUGUAGAGAUAGUUUCAGCCAUAGUGACUCAUGGAACCAUCUUUGAAGUCAAAGUAUCAAUUCAUCUGCCCUUCAUUUACAGUUGGGGCCAAUGGAUAUAAUUUGGGGCUCACAGUAGCGUGGCUCCCAAGAAGAGGAGCACACGGAUCUAGAAGCCUCUGGUAACCAUCUCCUGCCUACUCCCAGUCUGUGAAAAUGGAGUGGUGCAAAACCAUCUAUUUUGUGCCCACUGGCUUUGCCGUGGGCUCAUGUUCAUGACAGAUCUCUGCUGAGAGAAGCUCUUGUUUAUGGGUUAUAAGGAAUUUUUAAAGGUAGGGGUGGAAUGCGUGUGUGUGUGUGUGUGUGUGUGUGUGUGUGUGUGUGUGAUUUGGGUUUGAACUGGGUAUUUCAUUGCUUUGGGGAAAGAAGCUGGAAACAACUAUCUUUUGUAAUUGGAUAUUGGCAGUUGCUGGAAAAAUUGGCUGAAUAAGCAAGCUAGAUUUCACCAAAAUGACCACGCCAUUAGAAGCCAUACCGGCUCUUCAUAAAGGAGUAGGGAGGCCUAAUGGUGCCAUAUGUACGUUCUCCUUACAUGUCUGUGCCGACUGCAUCAGUAAUCUUGUCCAUAGGGCUCAGUGUUAGAGAGGUGAUCAUUGAAAGCUGUUUCUUCAUUGAAGAAGUAACAUGUAAAUUGUUUUCUCUUGUCCAUCAGUCUUCCCUUUGUUGAACUACUAUGUAGUUCCCCUGAAACUUGGUAAUAUUUCGGGAAUGUUAUCAGACAACUAAGGAUUUUUAAACAAGUAAAGACUUCAGUGUCUGCCUUUUGGAAAAGAAUGUCCUAUACAUCUGUUUAUUAUGUCCAUGAUUUAGGGCUUACAUCGGUCACCUGAACAGCUCUCAGUGUCUGGAACUAAUACCUGUGAAACUAUGUUGGGUCUACUUCCCAGAUACCAUCCUGGUGUCCAGACAAGGUGAAGAAAGAACAAAUUGGAAAACUGUUGCCAGCACAGAAGGCUAAGUCUUACUGGCAGCAUAGUUUUCUGGAAAUGGCUUAAACACUUUGGGAGCAGUUAUUUCUGCUUAAUGGAGGAAUGGUUACUUCUGGAUUAUCUCAGCUCUUCAAAAUGCAAUAUGAUAGGACAGGCCACUUAAAACACUUUCAUUAAAAAAAUUUUAAAAAACCACUUUCAUUCAAGCAUGACAUUAUUCUAAUAGCACUGUUUGGAUGAAUGCACAUGUUUUUCCAUUGGUCACCAGAGGCUUUCUCUUUCAUAAUUACAGCUCUGCUAUUGCAGAGAAUGCUUGUUGGGUGCAAUGCACCUUAGUUGUUAAAACAAAUUGGCCCGCACCUCACAGGAUGCAAGCAGGAUUCAGGUAUCACUGAUGGAUGCUAUGUUUUUUUUAAAGGCAUUAAAAACUUCCUUCUGAAUCAUGGGUGAGGUCUUCCAUGACUUUGUCAGAAUCUAGUAAUGCUUCCUGCCUCACUCUAUCCCAUCCUGCUAACUAGCUUAGAGUUAUUACUACCCACUGUUUGUGUCACUCUACUCCAGUCCAAGGCCUAUUAUCUCUAUGAUGGGAAUGAGCAAAAGAAGCCAGUUAGUAAGGGGCACAGAAUUGUGGAGGGGGGGGUGCUCCACUAGAGCUUACACAAUUACAAAAACAGCCUGCUGCUUCUGGGCAAUCUGGUGAUCUUAAUGGCCUCUGACAAAUGCAGCAAACCAUCACUUCCUGGUGCAGGGCAAUGAGCUAGGUAUUCUACCAAAUGGUGACCUUGUCUCAUCUCAGAAUCAUUCAUGAGAAGGGUCUGGGAAUGUGUUUGAGCUUAAGUCUAAAAGAGAGAACCAUGUGACUUCAAGGAUUUUUUCUUUACUGGUAGGACUUUAUAGAGGAAGAUGUUUCAUGUGAAAAUGAGGGGUUUCAGAAAGUGUGCUUAGCAUAGUAUCUCCAUAUAUCUCCAAGUGAUCUAAGGAGGCAAAUAGGUCUAAGGAAAAUUACUCCAAGUGUGAAUUGUGUGGAGAGAAGUGUGCUUGUGAACAAUGGAGCUCAGGUCUCCAGUUUAAGCAUAGGCACGUAGCUUUAGAACUGAAAGGGACCUUAGAGGAGGCCAUUUAAUCCACCUUUCUCAUUUUACAGAGAUGGAAA